Plodia interpunctella (Indianmeal moth) is the source of this 3229-nucleotide messenger RNA. Its product is annotated as netrin receptor unc-5-like. The transcript has 10 exons. Gene Ontology annotation, molecular function: netrin receptor activity. Gene Ontology annotation, cellular component: membrane. Bases 284 to 1918 code for a protein of 544 amino acids. The record is from RefSeq and is a predicted model, not a curated record. Gene Ontology annotation, biological process: netrin-activated signaling pathway; motor neuron axon guidance. NCBI's taxonomy places the organism in Eukaryota, Metazoa, Arthropoda, Insecta, Lepidoptera, Pyralidae.
AGUAUGACGAGAACGUCGGCAUAGCGUGCACGCGUCCCGGCGUUUCAUUCAUUCGAACCACGUGUCGAUCGUAAUUCGAAUUAUAAAAACAAAAUCUUCUAUUUCCAAAUUCAAUCUUGACGGUUAUUAAAAAGAAAUUGAUUUAAAUCAGUGAUUAGUAUUUAGAAUGCUUUGGAAACCGGUUUUUAAAAUUAAAUUUGUUUUUCAUAAAAUGUGUUGAUAAAAGUGGACAGUGUCUGUGAAUUAAUUUGAGUUUUAAUGGUUAUUCAGUGACUUUACAGUAAUGUUUUUAGAUAAAUACGCCUUUAGGAUUUUGGUGGUGUUGAUUAUGUCUAUUGGAUACGUUAAAAAUGGAGAUGCAGAACAUACAACAGAAAAAGAGACAAGGCCAGAAUACAUACAUCCAGACGACCUCCUGACAUUUGAUCCUUACCUCUCAGACUUCAAACAAGAAGUAGAAGAGGACGACUACAUCCCAAUACCAGAAAACGAUGAAACGAUUGACGGCCUACCAAUAUUCUUACUAGAACCAAAGAACUCUUAUGUUAUCAAAACAAAACCUGCAACUUUACUAUGCAGAGCAGCUAAUGCUUUGCAAGUAUUCUUCAAAUGUAAUGAUGUACGAACAGACAAAACUGAGCAGUUCGAACAUGUGGAUCCACAGAAUGGAGUAAGAGUGGUUGAAGCUGAACUGAAUGUAACUAGAAAUGAGCUAGAAGCGUAUUUUGGUGGGAAAUAUAGCUGUGAAUGCUUUGCGUGGAACAGCAAAGGAAAGAUUCGGAGCCAAGCUGUGUAUAUUGAAUAUGCCUAUAUAAAGAAGCAGUUCGCCUACCAGCCUCAGUCCACAACAGUAGAAGCGGGUCGAGGGGCGGGCUUCCGAUGCAAGCCUCCGCCCGCGGCUCCGCCUGCCACCAUCAAGUGGACCAGAAACGGAGUUGUACUAGAGGCUACUGACGAAGCUCUAGUAUUGCCUAGAGUCGACUUACAGGACAUGGCAAACUACACUUGUGUGGCUGAGAACAUCGCAGGGCGUCGGGAGUCUGAUGUGGCAGUUCUCUCUGUAUAUGUAAAUGGUGGCUGGUCGUCCUGGACACCAUGGCUGGCCUGUCGCUGCGGCUCACAGACUAGUGGUCGCCGUCGGACUCGCUCGUGCACGGAACCAGCACCAGCUAACGGAGGCGCUCCUUGCAGAGGACCUGCUGAACAGACUGACGACGAUUGCUUGAGAUGUCAUAGUGGAGGCACCUGGUCAUCUUGGGGAGAAUGGUCCGUCUGCAGCGAGGAGUGUGUUCGAGUCAAGAGGAGGACGUGUACUGGCACUUGUUCUGGAGCAACUGCACAGCAUGCUUCGUGUGUCGAUGGGAUGUGCGCGCCUGGAAUUAGAAUGUACACAAACAACACAACAUUAUACGUGGGGAUUGGAAUCACGAUUGCCAUGUUGAUCGCUGGUGCCGCCAUACUGUUCGUCUGGUGCAAGUACAGGAGCGCUAGACCUGGGUAUGCUGCCGCUCGAGCAGGCAUACCGAAGACAUACUCAACUCGGGAAAAGGGUAACACUGGACCUGAUCUGACUCGAAGCUGCAACCAGUAUUGGAUGCAAGGACCUGACAACCACUACGACAUGCCGCAGUUAAGAGACAGUUACGCAUCACCUUUCGUGAAUCGGAGUCAUCACCCGUCAUCGGCUGGCAGUAAUCAUUACGAGAUGAAGCCAUACAGUCCAUCAGCUGACUCAGCGUCUAGCUGCUACACUAAUUCCAGGACAAUAACCUCGCGUUCAAGUGAGUGCUCCUCAUCGCAAAUGGCGGACCUCGUGACGUCAUCGCCCAUGUCCAAGGUGGACGUGGCGGUGACCCUACCAACUGGACCCCUAGACACGAGCUAUAGGGACAAAAUCUGUUUGACUAUAGUGAAGUGAGGACAAAUGGUGCAAUGAGGAAUAAACUUAUCUGGCCGGUAGGGACGUCGCUACUGUUGAAUUUAAAAAAUAGACGUCAUAAUGACUUUUGAACGUCUCCCAUUUAGGUCGCCGUAUCACGUGUCAUUAUGUGUUUUAACUGUCGUUUUUGAAAAUUCGGUUAACGGUUGGCAGUAUUUCAGAAGAAUUUUAAUUUUUUUCAAAUUUCAUCAUAAGUGCUUAUUGUGCGAACCGUAAGGCGAGCGCUAUAAUAAGGCCGAAAUUAACAUAACACGCUAAUAUCAUAUUGUACUAUUUAUUAUUUAUGUACAAUUAGUUAACUGUAGGUAUUAAACCUACAGUUGAAAUGCUGUUGUGAGUUAAAAAAAUGUGUUAAUUUUUUGUGUAUCAAAACAGUUUUAGAUUCAUAGUAGAAUAAUUUAUUUUUACACAUUAUUCUACUAUGUAUCAAAUGCACACGUUUUUUAAAGACCAACAAACCACUUUGUGAAUAUGUAGUUAUACAUUUUUUUUUAGUUUUCCUAUUUAUUACGUUGUGUCCUUAAGUUUUGUUGUUUGUAGUGCUUUUAAUUCGCUUGUUUCAUUAACUAUUAAUUAAAAUAACACUUUUUUGACUAUUAAGUUUCGUAAUAUAAAUUGUAAUAUUUUUAUGAAUUGUAUUAUUGUCAAUGCAUUUAAAUUUUUGUAUAAAGUUCUUGAUGCAAGACUGAAUGCAAUGAUUAAUCACUGCCAAUUAAAUUAUUACAUAAAAUAUCACAAAAAGACCUCUUCAUUAGAAUAAUAAAUAAUCAACAAAACUAAUAAUGUGCUUAUCUAAAAUCGUUUUGUAAAUUAAUUCUUAAGUAAAUCUUAUGAAAAUAAUUAACAACAAACAUAUUGUAUCUAUAUCACGUUAUUUUCAAUACGUAGUGUAAAACAAAAUCGCUUCCCACUGUGUCUCUGUAUGUAUCCUUAGAUCUUUGAAACCACAAUGGAACAAUGGAUAUUGAUGCGCCUUUUUUUAAUAGAGUGAUUCAAGUGCAAGGUAUAUGUGAAUAAUUAAUUAUGGUUUUACCAAAGCGAAGCCGAGACGAACCACUAGUUAUAUACUUAAAAAAAAAAAACUUUAAGUAUCAGUCUUAUUUUUCACGAGAAAUAUUUGAAGAAUUUUUAUAUAGAGGUCUUUUUAUAUUUACGUCAUUGUAUUGAUAGAUACUUGACAACAAAAUAAUGACAAUCCUGUUGCAUAGCUCUUCAGAGGGUUAAAUGUAAAUAUUGUAUUUUAAUCUGUGAUAUUUUAUAUGAAGUAAAAAUAAAACGUAAUAAACUAUC